This is a messenger RNA of Trypanosoma conorhini, 1053 nucleotides long. Its product is annotated as mRNA export factor. The record is from RefSeq and is a predicted model, not a curated record. The coding region runs from base 1 to 1053 and encodes 350 amino acids. The transcript has a single exon. Gene Ontology annotation, molecular function: ubiquitin binding; RNA binding. Lineage: Eukaryota; Euglenozoa; Kinetoplastea; Trypanosomatida; Trypanosomatidae. Gene Ontology annotation, cellular component: nuclear pore. Gene Ontology annotation, biological process: RNA export from nucleus; transcription-dependent tethering of RNA polymerase II gene DNA at nuclear periphery.
AUGAACACAUUUAAUUAUUUUCCACCUCGUAGUGCUGUGCAUGAUGUAGAGGGUCCUCCAGGCGACUGCGUGAGUGCCGUACGCUUUUCGCCUUCUGGAUGUCCUUAUCUUCUUCUUGGCGUGACAUCAUGGGACAAAAGUUGUCGUAUAUGGCAGCUGAGUCAGCAAUCGGAUGGGGCGAAUAUAAGAUCUCAACCAAUGACGCUUGCCAUGAGCGACUCACCAAUUUUGGAUAUGUCUUUUUCAGCUGAUGGUAGGGUUUUCUGGGCUGGAUGUAGUAAAGCGGUAGUAAUGUGGAAUUUAACAACCGACCAGAAAAUAACUGUUGGAUCUCACGAUCUUCCUGUAAGCUGUGUAGCUCAUGUCAGGUCGAAUACUGGUGCGGAAAUGUUAAUUACUGGUAGUUGGGAUGGAAGAUUGCGGUUUUGGGAUUUGAGACAACCAGCACCUGUAAAGGAGGAAAAUUUAGGUGAACCUGUGUUUGCCUUAGAUGCACAGCGAACUUUUCCCUUGGCCGCCUGUGUGACGGGUAGAAAAGUUCAUGUAUUUAAUCUUCAAACACUGAUGAAGACAAAUGAGUUUGAACCACCUUCCAUGAUGAAGUUCAAUCUGAGGUGUGUUGCAUGUUCUCUCCAACAAGACGGUGUUGCAAUUGGAAGUUCGGAGGGUAGAAUUGCAUAUAUCCCUUUUCAAGGUGAAGCAGGUUGUACGUUUAAGGCUCAUAUAUUGGUGGAGGACAACACUCUAUAUAUGCAUCAAACUAAUUUCUGCGUCAUGUGUCCUCGAACACCUGUUAUUAUUAGUGGCGGUGGUGAUGGUCGAAUUGGCUAUUGGAACUACAAGAAACGGGCUUCUGCUGGGCGUGAAGAAGUUGACCUACGAUUGGAAAGACGUAAUAAGUCCAUUUCUGCAGGGGACAUUAGCUCUGAUGGUAGUUUGCUUGCCUUUGCUCGGAGCUAUGAUUGGGCAAUGGGUAAAACUGGUUGUAUUCCCAAUGAACCACACACCAUUCAUAUCCGAAAGGUCGAUUUGAGAUCGACUAUGACAAACUAG